Molecule: messenger RNA, 2219 nt
Organism: Xiphophorus maculatus (southern platyfish)
Lineage: Eukaryota; Metazoa; Chordata; Actinopteri; Cyprinodontiformes; Poeciliidae
Product: zinc finger and SCAN domain-containing protein 2-like
Exons: 2
Coding region: 75-1145 (356 amino acids)
Source: RefSeq, a predicted model, not a curated record
UCGAAGAAGAAUUGUGCAUGGGUUAAGCUAGAAAACUGCUGCAUUGUCCCAUUCCUGCUAAUAUUUCAGCAACCAUGUCUUCAGCUCAGCAUCUCAGAGAGUUUAUCAGAGAGAGACUAACUGCUGCUGCUCAAGAAAUCUUCACCGAGGUUGAAAAAACCAUCAUUUGCUACGAGGAAGAGCUCGAUGCUCAGCGCAGGAUGAUGGGGAUCAACUGGAAACCAGAAAUUAAGCUACACAGAGUCGGUUCGGAGCUGCAGAGACAAAGUUCUGACCUCCAACAGCCAAGUGUCUCCAAUGAGGAAGAAGCUUCUGCCAUCCAACAAGUCUGUAGCCUGGCAAGUAGGUCCAGUCAGGAUCAGAAAGAAGCAGAACAUCAGUGGACUGAAGAGGUACAGAUGGAACCAGAACCAAAAUGGAUUAAAGAAGAAGUGAACGAACCACAACCUGCACUGCUCAAAUAUGAGGAAUUGGAUUAUCCACUAACAAAUGUAAAAAAAGAGGAGUUAGAUUGUUUAGUGCUUCAACAUGAACAGCAGCCACCAGAACAUUUACCAACUGGACAGGACCAGAAGAACCUCUGCAGCAGUCAGGAGGGAGAGCAGCUUGUCCAGAAGCAGUUUGCUGCUUUGACUGAGACUUCUACUCUUCAGGAAGAUGAUAUGAAUGAAGAAGAGAGAACAGAGCAGCUUUCCCUUCAUAUCUCUCCACUGGUUGAGAGCAAAGAUCAGGAAGGAAGCAGCUCCUCUGUGUCAGAGAGUCAGUCUGGUACCAGUACAAAAAAAAGAUCUUUCAAAUGUGACAUUUGUGGGAGAUGUUUCCCACAACAGAGUAAUUUUUUAAACCAUUACAGAACUCACACUGGUGAGAGACCUUUUUCAUGCCAAUCAUGUGGAAAAGGUUUUUCUCAUAUUAGUAAUUUUUAUCGUCACAAGAAAAUUCAUACUGGGGAGAAACCUUUUUUAUGCCAAUCAUGCGGAACGAGUUUCUCUCAACAUAGUCAUCUAAAUGACCACAAGAAAAUUCAUACAGGUGAGAAGCCUUUUUCAUGCCAGUCAUGCGGAAAGAAUUUCACUCGUCUUAGCAACUUAAAUCGUCACAAGAAAAGUCAUACAGGUGAGAAGGGUUUUCACGAUAAACAAUAAAUCAAUCAACACUAAAUAAAUAUGAGCUUAAUAAUAAAAUGAUGGCUAUAAUAUUACUUCUUUGUUUUCAUCGUCUCUCCUUCUACAAAGAAACUGGAUGAGAAAAAGUUUCACUCCCGUGCCUCCUGCUAUUCCCUGCCCUCUCAUUUUAUUGGUAGCGGCUAAACACACAGGAAGCUAAAAGCGUCAAUUUUCUUCCACUCUGGCUGAACCGAACACCUGGCACACGAUAGCGAUGAUAACAACAAAAGAUGAAAGGUUUCCAACUUUCUUGCAUAGCGUCUAUAGGUGUAUGAGCUAGAAAUGUCACAUGCAUAAAUUGUGUCUUUUGCUCAGCUGGAUGAGAGCUAGCGACUGUUGUCUCACUACGCAAUCUCCAUAAGAGGGAGAAGCGCCGUCUCCUGUCAUCGUGUGACCAUUACUUCAGUUACCUGCUGGGCUCCUUGUCUCCUACCACACAGUGUAGCAUAAAGCCUGGUGAGGAGGAGCAAGAGGUCUGGGAGCCUCUUGGAUUCAAACUACAGUCUAUCCAUGUUUCUUAUAGACAAAGUUACUGAUAAAGAGAAACCCUUUCAUUUGUCCUUUUCUUUUUUUCUCUUCUUUGAAAACCUGGAUGUUAUUUUCUUGACUGCAUUGUUCCAGUCAGUCGUUGUAGUCUUUGGCUGCUGCUGAACACUGUUGCCUACAAGUUCACUAAGCAGGAGCAAACCAUUUAAUACAGAUCCACAGGGCUGUUCAGUAAAUAUGGAUCUUUGCUUUUUGAUCUGGGAAUGGUAACUUUUAAUUUUUACUGCUAAAAACAAGUAAAACAAAAAAUUAUAUUAUAGACAGAGGCAGUAAUAUUUUUUCUAUUUAUAUAAAAUUGAACCCCUGUAAAAAUUUGUGCUGAUGGGAUGUAUUAAACAACUUCACAACUGCAACAUAUGGUGAAAUUAGAUAUUUCUAACAUUUUUAACUAUUAGUCAUUGUUUAUCUGCCUUGUGAUGUUUUUUACUUGAUGAUUUGUGUAUUUUUUUUUCUAAAUUGGAUGGACUACAUUUUGUCUCGUAAUAAAGAUUUAUGAAUUAAUACUAA